UAUAACUUGUAGAGUUAUAAAUUGGAAUCUUAUUGAGUUAAUAAGAAAAUCUAGUUGCAGCCCGUGGACGUAGGAUUUACACCGAAUCCGAACCACGUAAUAUUCUUGUGUUCUUCUUGCUUUAUUUUCUCGUUUCGCUUGUGAGUGUGUGAUAGUGUGUUUCCGCUGCGUGUACCCGGUCCGAUUCCUAACAGGAAGAUCAUCGAAUCUUGCGCCUUCUCACUCUGCAUUAACCUAGCAGCAAGUCAACAACCCCAUAAUAUAAUCAAUAACAAAUUGACAUGCAUCUGGACAUGGCGAUCAUUGAAUUUCUGGUCACUCCAUGAGUAUAAAACCCGAGCAACCCUGACUUUUUGGUACAACACCAUUCUAAUACCUAACUCUUAUCUACGAGACAACUAACUCUGUGAUGGCAUCUGCUAAUGCAAUUUCUACAGCUUCUAUCAUCUGCUCCCCUAAACAGAAGCUGCAGGGGAGAUUGGGAAAUGGUAAUGGAGGUGUUAGUCAACUCCGGACUGCUCAGAAGAUGAGGCAAUCGCAUCAUCGCCGGUUCGCGGUCCGCGCUGCUGGGGCUAGAGAGAUUAUCUUUCAAGAGGGUGCCAGGGCGGCUAUAGGGGCCGGUCUCAAUGCACUUGCCGAUGCUGUCAGUCUUAGUCUUGGCCCUAGAGGACGGGAUGUUGUGAUUGUGAAAGAUGGUGGCCCAAUGAUUGUUAAUGAUGGCGUUUCAAUUGGAAAAUCUAUUGAGCUAUCUGAUGCCAAUGAAAACAUUGGUGCUGGUUUUAUCAGAGAGGUUGCAAGCAAAACCAAGGAGUCAGCUGGUGAUGGGACAACAACCGCAUCGGUUAUUGCACGUGAAAUAAUCCAACUCGGUAUCGCAAGUGUCACCUCCGGUGCUAAUGCCGUCUCUGUAAAGAAAGGCAUUGACAAAACUGUAGCUGCUCUGGUUCAGGAGCUGGAAAAGAAAGCCACACCUGUUAAAGGUCAUGCUGAUAUUAAAGCGAUUGCCUCGAUGUCUGCUGGAAAUGAUGAUGCCAUUGGAACCUCGAUUGCUGAUGCCAUGGACAUGGUUGGACUAGAUGGUGAGUUGUCCAUCGAAGCAUCAUGA
Molecule: messenger RNA, 1105 nt
Organism: Lactuca virosa
Lineage: Eukaryota; Viridiplantae; Streptophyta; Magnoliopsida; Asterales; Asteraceae
Source: the annotation of a GenBank genome assembly